This is a messenger RNA of Rhodofomes roseus, 555 nucleotides long. RefSeq lists its product as uncharacterized. The transcript is spliced from 5 exons. Lineage: Eukaryota; Fungi; Basidiomycota; Agaricomycetes; Polyporales; Fomitopsidaceae. The record is from RefSeq and is a predicted model, not a curated record. Bases 1 to 555 code for a protein of 184 amino acids.
AUGACGCGGCUGAGAGGCUACGCGCAAGCCCGAUUCAUCACCCUACCCUCCCUCGCACUCCUUCCGAGCCCUGCCCACGUCGCUAUUACGCACUCGGUCGCCCAGGUUGCUUAUGGGACCUCGAGCUUGCUUUCUCCCGCACGCGCACACUUGCAGCACUCGGCCCCUUCGGCACCGCAUGUUGGCCGAGCGGCUCAGGCACAGAAGACGUCGCCCGAGCGCACGCCAGCGGUUACCCCGCAUGAUGCGGUGAUGAGGAAUGAGCUCGAGGGCGUGUUGAGGGGUGCCAAGCAGCAGGGGAGGAGGCAGAAGAGUACGGAGAGGAGUAGUUGUGGGAGUGGGAACUCGAUGGUGAGUAGUAGGAAUCUCAGCACAGAAAGUGACCUGUUCUUCGGCGCGAAUGGCGAGGUAAGUGUCACUGUCACAUUGCUCUCAUCGGCGGAGUCAAAGACGAGCAGCUUCUCGUCUCACAGAUGCUGCACCUACCUUCUUGCCCGCGUGAUUGCACGCACCUCGCACGCUCGCCCGCCGUCACUGUUGCAGUACUGCCUAUAG